Messenger RNA from Panicum virgatum (switchgrass), 3567 nucleotides. Its product is annotated as disease resistance protein RGA5-like. The record is from RefSeq and is a predicted model, not a curated record. NCBI's taxonomy places the organism in Eukaryota, Viridiplantae, Streptophyta, Magnoliopsida, Poales, Poaceae. The transcript is spliced from 3 exons. Gene Ontology annotation, biological process: defense response to other organism. Bases 219 to 3083 code for a protein of 954 amino acids. Gene Ontology annotation, molecular function: ADP binding.
CGCGAGUUGUGGGAGGCCCCAUGCUGCAUACACAGUAGCCCAUACCAGUCUUGUAAACCGAUAGUCAAAAAACAGAUGCUGUAUCAUUUCAUUCUCAUGACAGAAACAAUAUUGUUGAUUUCGGUGUCAGUUUCGUUUGGCCAAGUUAUCUUCACGCUUAAGGUACCAGAGAAAGAGGAGCGAUAUAUAUAACAACACUGAACCUCAGGUAAGUGCAUAUGUUUGUAGCACUCGCGCCGCCUCCGUCCACCGCAAACCACUCCCUGCUGCACGGCUGCAACGAACUGAUGGCGGUGGCGACGGUGAGCGCCUUCUCCGGGGCGAUGGGAUCGGUCCUCGCCAAGCUCGCCGCCUUGCUGGCGGAUGACUUCAAGCUGGCCAAGGGUGCGAAGAAGGACAUCGUCUCCCUGAGGGACGAGAUGAGCACCAUCAACGCCUCGCUCAUGGUGCUGUCCGAGAUGGAGGAGCCCAUGGACGCGCCGCACAGGGAGCUGCGCGACAAGGUGCGGGAGCUGGCCUACGACAUGGAGGACUGCCUGGACGUCUCCAUGCACCGCCUCGGCGAUGCUAGCGGCAAGGCCGGCCUUCUCGGCGAGCUCAAGACGCUCGGGGCGCGCUACAAGAUCGCCACGCUGAUCCGAGCCCUGACGGAUCGUGUGGCGGCGCUGGGCGACCGACGCAAGCUGGUGCUCCAGCUGCCUGAGCGUCCUCCGUCUCGCGCUGUGCGCGUCGACCCCCGGAUACAGGCGCUCUACGCUGAUGCCGCCAACCUCCAAGGCAUCGGCGGCCCGAGGGAGAAACUCGUGGAGCUGCUCCAGGACGGGACACCUCAACUGAAGGUGGUGUCUAUCGUGGGGUUCGGGGGGAUUGGCAAGACAACUCUCGCCAACCAGGUUUACACUACCAUCCAGGGCAAAUAUGAUCUCAAAGCUUUUGUGUCGGUCUCCCGGACCCCCAACCUGGCCAAAAUUUUGUCAGAUAUAGAGAGACAAUUUUUUGGAUAUUAUUGUGAUUCAAGCCAAGAUGAGAGCGAACUCAUCGACUCACUCCGGAUGUGGCUAGAAGACCAAAGGUACCUCAUCGUGAUUGAUGAUAUAUGGGACAUAGAAGCAUGGAACAUUCUAAAGAAUUGUUUUAUUGACAAUAAUCGUGGCAGUAGAGUUAUAACAACUACACGUGCUGAAGAUACGGCAAAGGAAUGUUGUUCUAGUUCCCAUGACUGCGUGUACAGGAUCAAACCUCUUAGUGAUGUUGCCUCAAGGAGAUUAUUUUACAGAAGGAUUUUUCAUUCAGAAGAUGCUUGUCCCGAGCAACUGAAAUGUAUUUCCAACGACAUUUUAAAGAAAUGUGGAGGGUUGCCAUUAGCCAUACUUACUAUAGGCAGCAUGUUGGCUAGACAACAGGAGGUCCGCUCAAUGGAAAUUUGGGAAAAGAUAAUGCAUUCUUUUCGCUUCCAUCUGGAAACAAGCCCUGCUUUUGAUUGGAUGAGGCAUGUGUUUAAUCUUGGCUACAAUGAUUUAUCUCUGGACCUUAAGACAUGUAUGCUAUAUCUUGGUAUAUUUGCAGAAGAAGACAAAAUACUUAAGGCUGAUUUGCUGAGGAGAUGGAUUGCUGAGGGUUUUAUUACUGAAAGGCAUGGUGACUGCCAAGAGGAGAUUGCAGAAAGUUACAUUAAUGAACUCAUUAACAGAAAUAUGAUUCAAAUAGCCGAGUUCGAUGACUGUGGUGACGUAUUUUCAGUAAGAAUGCAUGAUCUGUUGCUUGAAUAUAUCAUACUGAAGUCCACGGAAGAAAACUUCAUCACUUAUAUUAAUGAUGACAAGCAUAGCACGAAAGGCUCUUUUGAAGUUCGUCGGCUAUCUGUUCAAGUCAGAAACUCAGAAAGUUGUGCCGUGCUGGAAAACAUGGCUCUCACCCAGGCUAGGUCAUUUAACUUGUGGUCCCCUGCCCAGUGGCUGCCUUCACUAAAAAAAUUUCGGCUUUUGCGAGUUCUACAUCUUGAUAUCUUUGGUUCCAAGGACAGGCAGUAUGACAUGUCUUCUGUAAGCAGUUUGUUCCAAUUGAGAUACUUGAGGAUCAGGGGCAUUUUGUGUGAGAAAUUGCUGGGAACCCAAUUGCGCAACCUAGAACAGUUGAGGACGUUGGAUGUUUCAGGUGAAUUUGGAGGAUAUUUCACGCUGGAUGCUCGUAUGUUACCCUCAACAUUGCAGCAUCUGAAUCUUGAGAAAGGUGUCUGGCUGAAAGGUGGAAUCGGCCGGCUGAGAGACCUCCGUACAUUAUGUGAAUUCGAGAUAGACCUCGGAGAUGAGGGGAGAAUGAAGGAGCUCGGCGAGCUGACUAAUCUCAGGGAGCUGAAGCUCUAUCGGUAUCGGAGUGGUAGUGGAGACACUACUUGUGAUGUUUUACUCUCCUCUCUCUGCAGACUCUGCAAACUUCGGUCCCUAAUCAUCAGAGGACCGAUACACGUCGACCCUGAUUUCUUGACUCGGUGGUCGCCGCCUCCACGCCAUCUCCGCCGUCUACAUUUGUUGGCAUGCCCCUUUUCCACGGUGCCAGCUGAUCUGCUAGCCCAGCUCGGCAGCCUCAGCAGCUUGGAGAUCCGAGUGCUGUCGCUGCCAAGCGAUGGCGCCGACGUUCUUGCCAGGCUGACCUCGCUGGUGCACAUGACGCUUCACGUCCACAACAGUCCCCCACAAGAAGGCAUCGUGGUCCUCCGCCGUGCGGCGUUCCCAAAUCUCAGGAAGCUCUCGUUCCGAUGCGAGGCGCCUUGCCUCGCGUUCGAGCAGGGAACCAUGCCGAGGCUUCGUAGCCUCGUUGUAGAGUGCUACGAGCGAGGAACAAGGCACACUGACGGUGUGCUUGAUGGCAUCGAGCACCUGGGCAGCCUCGACGAGCUGAAGGUGAGUGUCUUCCAGCGCGAGGACUUCCGUUCUCGGUAUGGUUGCCACGCACAAGUCGGGAGAACAGAGAUGGUGCGCCAUCGGAAGUGGGACGGGAGAAGCCUGGAGGCUGCGCUCAAGGAGGCCAUCAGCAAGCAUCCGGGAACGGCGGGAGGUCUUCGUGUUGUCAUCGAGGAAGCAUGAUCAUGGGGAGAUGUACAUUCAGAGAGGCCGAAAUGCAUUCGAAUAUGUUUGUGAAGUUCGAUUGGGAUACGUACCACCGUUGGGCACCUUACACUGCUUGAGCUCUUCAGUACUGCGCGUAUAUACAGAAUACAGCAUUAGAUUGCCUGAAGAGUUUGAUAAAUGAUGAAAGAGGAUCAGAUUUUCAUGGAGAGUUUGUUCUGGAAGCUGCCACCUUCAUGUGUCUGUUUUCAUCCGGGCUAAUCCUAGCAGUGAAGGACAAGUAGUAGACAUGAAUUUCAGCUCAGUGUUUGUCUGUUUUAUUCAUUUUCCUUGAUUCUAAUUUUUGACGGAGAUUAUUAAAACCGGUGUAUGUUAAGAGAACUCAGCAUAACUCUAGUGAUGAUAAGGGUGCUAGAGGAACAUCGUCCAUCAGAUUUGUGUCCCCUGACUCUGAUUCGAGUGCUAAGCAUUUUUCUGUUGAAUAAAUUGACCCGUAGAUGUA